Molecule: messenger RNA, 1051 nt
Organism: Vitis riparia (riverbank grape)
Lineage: Eukaryota; Viridiplantae; Streptophyta; Magnoliopsida; Vitales; Vitaceae
Product: transcription factor bHLH104-like
Exons: 5
Coding region: 216-866 (216 amino acids)
Biological process (GO): intracellular iron ion homeostasis; regulation of DNA-templated transcription
Molecular function (GO): DNA-binding transcription factor activity; protein dimerization activity
Source: RefSeq, a predicted model, not a curated record
CUCCAAGUUGGAGGUGUGGUCUUGUCCCACUGAAAAGGGGUCGAGGAGUGAGUACAGUUACAACUUCCAAGUUGUAACUUCCAAGAAAACUAGUCUCAUGCUUCCACUCCACUAGCACAAAACAACCCAUUCUCAAAAGGAGGAAGAAAGAACAAAAUUGGUUCAAAUAUUUCGAAAUUGUUUCAUUUUUGUUUUUCAGUUGUGGGUUGAAUUCCAUGGACUCGUUUGAGGACGGUGGUUGGGAUCUUCUUGACUACUGUAUCCUUGAAGAUGCUACUUCAGCUGAUUACUUUUGGGCCGAUCAGAGUCCUUCUAGGGAAAUCAAUGCUUUGGUUGUUGACACGGUUUCCACAGAAAAGAGAUGCAAAAGGGGAAGGGAAAAGGGUGAACGUUGUAGCAGAGCAGAAUCUAAAGCAUGUCGUGAGAAAAUGCGGAGGGAGAAAAUGAAUGACAGGUUCUUGGACCUCAGCUCUCUUUUGGAACCUGGGAGGCCUCCCAAAACUGAUAAAUCUUCUAUCCUCAGUGAUGCAAUUCAUGUUCUGAACCAGCUAAGAACUGAAGCUCGGGAGCUUAAAGGAAAAACUCAAAAGCUUCGUGAAGACAUUAAAACUUUGAAGGCAGAGAAGAGUGAACUCCGUGAAGAGAAACUUAUCCUGAAGGCAGAUAAGGAGAAGAUGCAACAGCGGGUGAAAGCCAUGAAUGUUGUACCUCCUGGAUUUGUGCCUGCCCAUCCAUUAGCAUAUCAAGCUGGAGCAAACAAGAUGGUGGGCUUUCCCAGUUACGGUGGGUUCCAGAUGUGGCAAUGGAUUCCCCAAACUGUGCUUGAUACAUCCCAAGAUCAUGUGCUCAGACCUCCUGUAGCUUAGUGAUGCAUGAUACAUGGAUAUCACUAAUUUUCCUUAUUUAAAGUUGUUUAAUUAUACAGCAUCUGAAACCUCUCUUAUGGUUUGAAUGCUUGCUGACAAGAUAGUUAUCCUAAUUUGGUUAUUGCUAUCAACACUGACCUGGCUCCCUCUUCAUUUUUGGGAAUUGAGUUUUUCACUUGUAUGGC